AGAAAACAAGUAUUACUUCUGCUCAAGUGUUCUAGAGCGAGAGCGUUAAUUUUAUUGAUUGCAUUUUGCCACUUUAACGUAUCUCCGCAUCCUCACAUAUUUCUGAUAGUUGACGACUGUCCAUAAUGUCUAUAAUGAAACGAUGAUUUCUAUAUUCAUUGUGUUGUUUAACUUUAUAUCAAAAAGUUUCACACGAAUGACGAACGCGAAGGUACAUGCAAAAGAAUAAUUUAAGAACAAAUAUUGUCAUUUGAUCAAUCGCUUAAUUUAAUGCAAACUAAUUGCCACCACCGUCUAGAUACCAUGAUUCAACAAAAAAGUGUGUUAAUAAAUAGUACUUAAGAUCACUGAACUUGUGAGCUAGUAAUGCUCGAAGAGGAGAAGAGUCGACGAUUUUCGUAAUUAUUGGCUUGGUCGCAAUUAUUGCGAGACCCAAAAAAGACAACGUUGGUGUGUCAGCUUGAAGUGGUUGGCAGGCUUUUUCUCGCAUUUUGACCCUUCCAGUCUGUGCGCAUUGACAGAAAGUGAUUCGGUGCUGCCUAUUUCACUAUCGUAUGCAAAUCAUUGGUACUUUCAUUUGCUAGCUUUUUUUUAUCGUUGAAAAUGUAUUCUCAAGUAGAAAAUUGUUUCAAUGGUAGUCUGUAAAGUCGGUUGAAAAACUUGAAGUUCGGUUCAGGAGAUUCCAUAAUCCAUUCUUAACAUGCAGUCUGAACUGAAAAUUGUGAAUUAAAUUAGUCCGUUUGGUUCGAAUGAUAAACUUGUAAGUUCUGGGGGUAAAGUCGUAUGAAAUUUAUGCGCAAGAAAGAUACUUCACAUAUCUAGAAUUCGAAGUUAGCUAUGAACUUUACAACAGACAUCGGGAUAACCUAGGCAACGGGGUAGAGCAUACGAGUUGCGUCAAAAUUAGUCCCAAAAUAGGUGGCAACUUUCUCUCCAAAUCUCCCAAUCAAGGCGUUGCAAUUUCAAACUCAACUGCUUCAAAAAUACAAAACAGCUCGGUUAGAUGUGUAGGUACUGCGUACGAGUAACGGCGGUUUACAUCGAAUUUUACGAAUUUCAACACCAAUUAUGCGAACAUCAGGACCAGUCGAAGUAAUGAAGAAAAGCUGAAUGGCAGUAAAAGUGCAGCAAUACACUGAGCUGAUGAUCGAUGCUAGUUAACUGUUUUAAAUUUAAGCGUGCGUGAAGUAAGGUUUUGAAAAUGCCACAACAUUUUUUUACAAUCAAGAAGAGGCAAUUGAAGUAAUUUUUAUUCCAACGGCACGGUUGCUGUGCAUUUCUACGUCGACGAUUGUGUCGUGCUUUGACGCAUCGUGUGGUAUAACGCGUUAUGCGUAUCGUUUGAUCACCUUAAAGCAGAGGAUCUACGCCUGAUGCUGAGCGAACGUGAAGUACACAUAAGUCAGAAGUGGAAGCAAGAAGAUUAAGAAAUCAAAACCGGCGAAAGUGAGAUAAAAAAUAAAGGUCUUGGCAUAUAACCUAUGAUGAUCACGGUAUACGAAAAAGGUUUGCAUCAAGAAGAAAAUCGAAAAGAAAAGAUUGAUGAUAAAAAGAAUAAUAAAAAUGAAGGCGAUGAUUAUGAUUGAAUGUCAUGCAAAGAAGUGAAGUGAAAUGAAAUAAUCAGCGCAGUCAAAUGUGUCUGAUUAGUGAGUGAUGAACGGGGCUAAUGUGUAGCACGAAAUCUAAAAAUUGCGAUAACCAAACGAAUUUCAAUCUACGAACUGGAAGAGCCUCUUUCCAAAACAGGAAACAGUUUAACCAACUGGCGUUUUCUGUGUGUGUGGCGUAGGAACGAUUAUACUAUCGAGAUGUCACCGUUAUCGAUGCCGCCCAUCGACAGCUGUAGAGCAUAUAAGCGUUUUUUUGACUGACGGUCUGCGAGAUUUCGUUUCUAAAAUGUCUUAUGUGGAACACUCAUACUUGACUGCAACAUGACUGAUCAAUUUGCUUCGCGGGAUGCGUCAAAGAAUAUGAAUGCACUGCCGAAAAGCUUCGAAAAACUAACGGAUGAAGUACAGCAGCCAUGGAACAGAGCAAUACCAGAAUCCGAUUACAUUCAACUUGGUACAUUACGCUAUGGCGUGCGCUUAUCAAAUCCGAACUUGUUGAACCUCAAUACCAGUGGAAAUGAAGUUCACAACGGGGGCGAGAGCUGCACUCAAGACGCAAGAGCGUCUAUAAAUUCAUACGACAAUAACAUCAAUGGGAGUAGUACUGUGAGUGCGGGAGACAAUAGUAGGAGUAGUAGCAGCAGUGCUACCAACAAAAGUUGCUGUUGUGUUGGUGGAGGAACGAUUGGGAUGCCAUGGAAUAACAGUUAUACGCGUUCUCGAUUACCAUUGCCAAAUACUAUGGCUAAGAAUAGAAAAUCGUCGCCCUCAACAUCGGCAUCGUCAUCCUCUUCGUCAUUCACUCAUCAGCAGUUGCAUCUUGCUCAAAGACAAAUUAGUACACAGCAAGAAUUCAAAGGAAAGCUGAAGUACAAUAACGCUGUAGAUCAUUCAAAUUUUCCAAAAACUACCAAUAGUGAUGAUAAGAAAUCCUACGAUAGUACAAGUGUUGAUAAACAGAACCAGAACCGUGAAACGCCGCCUUCAACCAUUUCGACUGUUUGUUGUUACAGUAACAGAUUCGACACUGCUUCCAAUAAGAAUGCUAAAAAUAACAACUUAAGUAAGGUGAGCAACAAGUAUUCAGACAGUAAAACACUGAAGAUAGUGAAUAAUAGCAGUGAACACAAGGACAUACAAACAAGCGGAUCGAAUGGGAUUAAUUUAAAUUGCAAAAAUUCGUUGAAUUUGAGCGGUUCGGAAAAAAAUGAAUAUGGCGCCGUGAGUCGUACUAAAAAGAUCAGUGUGUUUCCUGCGGUUGUAUGCAGAAAGGAGACCGUUAGUAGCAGUGCAAACAGUGUAAAGUUACGAACUGAUGGUGAUGAUACAAAUAUAAAAUUUGGAAACGCACAACAGUUGAAAGAAUCAUGUCCUGUAGCAGUGAAUAUAAAUAAUUUGAAUAGAAAUAAUUCAUCGAGUUUUAGUGAGAAUCGAACUGAAUGCACAACGAACCAAAUUAAAAGAAGCCCCUUCGUUCAUAGAUAUGAAGUAGGGACAGAUGAAUUUUCCUCCUCUUCGUCAUUAUCACCUACACCAUCAAUACCAACAGAACCGUGGUUGAUUGAGUAUAAUACUGAAUUUACUGCACGUAGCUCGCCGGUUCCAUUGGCGAACUGUUCAUUUGUUAGUGAUUUAUCCCAGAAAACUCGAACUGGGUCACAAACAUCGAAAUUCUCUACGCUAUCGUCUGGCCCAAGAAAACUGCACACUUCACAUCAUCGCAUUAUCAACGAAUCCAUUGAUCCCACUACAAGCAAUCAAUCAAUUUUGAAAAGACUAGCAAAAGUUCACAACGAAUCACAAUUUACUUGCACACAAAAUGUCGAUUGGAAUUCAACAUACGAAAACGCUUCUACUACUCAAAACUUUAUGGGACAUCGGAAAAGUUCACUUCCUGUAAUACAUCAUGUGAAUGUCAUCCAUCCACAACGAUAUCGAAAAUUGUCCUCGGAUAUUGCUGGUGCGACGGGCAAUGGCCGAUCAGAUGAAGCAGAUUCAUCUGUGGUCAAAUGUCAUCUCACGCCAAAAUUGUCUCAUAAGGGAGCUACAGGGGACCAUUUAACCCCGGAAACGCGUUUGCAAUCAUUGAACCGUUACUGUGCACAGAACCUAAAUCGUAAUGUGAGUAAAACGGAAUCAGGAGAAAUCAGUUUUAUCGAUUCAUCUGAUCUGUCGUCGACUGGAGAAGAUGUCAUAACUGUGAUUACCGAAGAUGAAUACCGUGAAUAUCAAAAAUUUCAUUCGUUGCCACAUAAUGGUAAUGCUUUAGUGAACGAUUCUUGUCAAAGUGAUGGUGUUAGUACUCAAAUUUCCGAAUGCUUUGGUGUUUCCUCCUCAGAUGAGUUGAGUAGUGUAUGCAGUGGAAGUGACACAGUUCUCGCACCAGCGUCAUUCGAAUGUAUUGAAGACACCAAACGAAAUUUUCAUGUAGUUAGAUACCGAAAAUGCAAUGUGCCAGAUUUUCCAUACAGUGUUAGUUUUGAUAGAAAGCAAGGAAUUUCCAGUGGGUAUGCGAAUUCCGUUAAUCAAAACGUUACUACUUAUACUCAAAGUGAUACCAACAACAACCAGCAUAACAGCAACAUUGGCAAGGAGCAAACCUUAUCUUAUUUUAGCAAUAGGAGUAGAGAAAUAAACACGAUCUCAAACGAACGGUUUUCGUUGUUAAACAAAUUUAACGAUCUAUCACCGGAUAAUUCAUCGAGUAGCUUGAAUUGUUUUGGAAGAAAUCAGCUGUAUGCUAAGACAUCGCCGGAAAAACCGAUAAUGGACAGACGCAGUAACACACUCGAUAGACUGCAAAAAUUAGUGAAAAAGACUUCCACAGGGUCCAACGAAAAAUCUGGCGACAAACACGCAAGUAACAAAACUGAACGAUUAAAAGAACUUACCGAACUUUUGAAAGGCACAAGAGUUCCUCCUGUACCACCUCCUCGAAGACUGAAACAUCCACAAUGUAAUGAUAAAAGUUUUGAACGACAAAAUACUGCAACUUCAACCAGAAGUCUUCUAAACAUCGAUGGUCUGCAUAAGGAAGACAAUAAAAGUUGCUUGAAAAAAACUAAAGAAUCUCGAUCAAUCGAUAUUCCCUACCAAUUUGCUGAUAAUAACCAAUCGUCUGCUCCCAAUUCUCCUAGGAGUGAGCACAAAGUUAAUCUUCGAGCCAAUGUAAGUACAUCGAAUCUAGAAAAUUUAAGAAGUAAUACCAACAAAUCAACAAACAAUGAAGAUGUUUAUCCCGAGACAUCAUUUAAAGAGGAUGAUGAGAUUUUUACCAAGUUGCCAAGGCCAGAAUCACGAACGAUUGUAGGAUCAUAUACGCAAAAAACUAUCCCUUUCAGAAGUGCUUCAUUUUCUCAAGUAGAUUAUUCAUCGGGAAAGUACAUCAGAUCUGCUUUGGGGGCUAUUAAAAAUAGUUUAACGCGUGGAAAAGACAGUGCGGCGAUGGAUAAUGUUGUACAUUCGCAAGACAAAAAAGAGUGUACACGUAGUUGCAGUCCUGCACAGUUUACACCGACUUUAGAGUCGGAACAACUAUUUACUGAGGAAGAAAUACCUAGAAUAAUUAUCAAGAAAACUGAGCUAAAUAUCAAUUUAGCCUUACCAGAUGAAUUCGAGCGUAUUGACGGUGUAGACGGAAGAGAAUUAGCGUCUAACAGGAACUCUGACAUAGAAACUAUUGUAGAAGAUCCUGAAGCAGAACACAUUGAAACAAUUGCAAAUGAAGAAAUUGUACCAAAGAUAACUGAAAUAAAUGUGAACCAAGCAUCUGAAAUGAUUCUAGAACCGUUAGUAGAAGAAGGUAUUCCAAUAACACCACGAUCGUUGUCUAAGGAUGAAGAGUGUUUGCAACAGGCAACCACCUGUUUAAUACCCGUACCAGUAUAUGAUUGUGUCGUAAGUGAGUGGAGCACAGCACGUCCAUCAGAACAGUGGAUAGAUGCGUCCGCAACGGAAUGCGCAAAGUUAACAGAUUGCACCGACAGUAUUACAGAAGCCAAUGAAAAUGGGGUAGAAUUUUUUGAACCGAUGACCAGUAUUGUAAAUGAAACAGAUAUUGAAAAUCUAUCACAAUCAAACACUUCAAUAUCUACACAUCCCGUCACUGAAAACAUGUAUGACGAGCUGAAAACUUACACUGUGGGAGAAGAAGAAGAGAAUGAAUCUAUCAUUGUCACCCCACCGGUAUCUAUAGUUUAUACAGAACCAGACAGUUUAGUAAGUACAGCUAUCAUAGGGUCUCCUCUAACGUCUGUCGAAUCCACAGUAAGGCUAGAAACGACAGGUAUUGUUGAAGUAAGAAAGCGCCAUAGUAACAAUGAAGAGAAUGGAGAGGCGUUCAGUAGCUGUAAUAGUGAAAUCGAAGAAAAGCGAAGGAUAGAUAAGUCUAAAAGAAGAAAAGGAAUUUAUAUACAAUGGCCAGCAAUUGAUACGAAUAUUGAUCCUGAAUCAGAUUCUAAUGAUAAUUGCACUCCGGAUGAAAGCUGGCGACCAGAUAAACUUUCGAUUGAAAAAGAUUCCAGCUUAGAUUUAAGUGGUGAAAGUUUCCCUGAUCUCAGUACUAAAGACAUAACGUCAUCACCCGAAAAAAAUAAAGAAACACAUCUUCAUCAUGCUGAAUCGAGUCUAAUUGAACUUAAUACACCGGAUUCAGAUAUUGGGAAACCAGCUUGGCCAAAGGAAUCUCGCCGAAAAAGUUUGACAUAUCAAAGCUCAGACGAGAAGGACGAUUCUGCCCCAACAUCAAUUCCAAUGCGUUCAUUCCGAAAUCUUUUCCUGCGCUCUGACUCUGUGUCCGAUAAUGAAAGCGAACGUGCUUCUUCUAGAGAUCGUACAAGUGCAUCGCCAGCUCCAAGCUGCGAGUACGAUCUGAAACGGUAUUCCAAAAGACCUCUUCGAGGUCCUUAUGGUCAGAUGUUGGAGGCAGAGAUGAAAAAACCUUCCAAAGUGCACUACAACGAAAUAUUGGAAGAACUUAGCAAGCAUGAGAGCCCUCACUCAUUCCCAUCGUUUAGCAGAAAUCGGGGUGGCGGUAGUCAGUCAAUGGACGAAACCAAUGAUCGUCAUUCUAACAAGAUUUUCAAACCGCGCAAAACGAAUGCAAACCUACCAAUCCCAGCACACAGCAGAACAGCAUCCAGUCCAUCCAAACUGGCGGAUCUGGGAAACACCGAGACUACCCCAACAGGAAUUAAUAAACGCCAUCUUGGUAAUAUCGAACAAAGAAGUACAGACUCGGACAAGUCGGAAAAAUCUACUGGCAAGUUAGAAAGUAAAAAGUUUUCUUUGGACAGUCACUUUUCUGAAAAAAAUUCCUCGCAUGAAAAACACAGUAAACGAAGUUCUUCGGGAGCCAAUGAUAAGCAUCAGAAACGAAGCCUGGAUGAUACAAGGUAUUCUCAGUCAAGUCGAACACCAUCCGAACGUAGUUUCGUUCUAAACUCUCCGGAACAACCGAAAGGACUAGUAGCUUCUCCAGAGCUGCUAGCAGAGCUACUCAAAGGGUCAAGUGAAAAGCUAGUAGCCGAGCAAAUUUCGGGUGGUGCCAGCCCACACAACGCUAAUAAUGCGCUUCCAUCGGCUGUGCUCAAAUAUUUGGAUACACGAACUCAUGUCGUAGUUGAACUAUUCAAUACGGAAAAAUCUUACGUGGAAUCAUUACAGACAAUAGUACUGAAAUACUUAAACCAACUCAAAUCUCCGGAGAAUGCCGGAUUGGUUGAUACUCAAACAGUAGAUGAAAUCUUUUUCAUGGUACCGGCCAUCCUAAAUAUUCACGAACGAUUUCUUGAAGAACUUCGAAGACGUCUGGAUACUUGGGAUCCACUACAAAAAAUUGGAGACGCUUUUGUAGAUGUAUUUUCAAGGCCUGUAAUACUUGAUACAUACACUUCUUUCGUUAACAAUUGGAACCGUGCUAAGGAUGCUAUACGCACGACCAGGCAAAAAUGUCCAGCUUUCGCACGUUUUUUAGAAGCCAUGGCCCGCGAGCAUAAAGGAAAAUUAUCACUAGAUAAUUUACUUAUUAAACCCGUACAAAAGUUUCCCAACUAUGAGUUGAUAUUAUCAAGACUGAUUAAGCACACUGAUAUUGAUCAUCCGGAUCAAAAAUUGUUACAAGAAGCUUUAAAAUUGGUGCACGAUAUUCUAGUGUUUCUCAAUUGCAAAGAAAAGGAAGCAUUAGAAAACGGGCAGCGUGAGACUGUGUUACGAGAACUGGAAGGUGUCAUCGAAGGUAUAAGCGAUUUGGUGACUUCAGAUCGCGCCUUCGUGCUGUUUGAUCUCGUCUCAAUGCCUUCCGGACAGGCGACUCGGAAGGAACGAGGCUUCUUCCUGUUCAACGAUCUGUUAGUCAUUACCAGUAUUAAACGACGGAGCGGAACGAUCAGAAAGACUAAUAUAACUUGUCCAGGAAGUGUGGCGUCAACUUUGGACACAAAUAAAUAUAAGUUUUUAACUAAAAUUUCGCUGGAUGAUCUGGAAAUUGUUAAAUCCAAAGAUGAGAACAUCAGACGUAUAAUGAGAGAAAUAGAACAUCUAUCGGAGGAUUCAAAUAAAUUAUCCCAAAUGUUGGAGUUAGCUUCAAGUUUGAGAUGUACCCACCAACUGCUUGAGGAAUCCAUUAGAGAGUUACAGCGGGAAGUACAGCGGCAACUGUCUGAGCGGCAGACCAAUGAUGCUCAACUGAAUAUUUUAGAAUUAACCCUGAAAUCAUCAAAUGGUAUCCAAAAUAUGACUGUGGUGUUUUCUAAGCCCGACAAGAGAACCCAAUGGGAAGAGGCAUUUACGGAGGCCAAACAUAAACUUGCGAGCAGCGUCGAACGAAGCCAGGUGCCCGAAUUUCUCGUGUCUGUACCAAUAAGAAAAACCAGAGCUGGCCUUCAGUUCACUUGUGCCUCGCCAACACUUGGCAUUCAGCGUGAUGUCUGGGUGUGUAACAGUGACGGAUACGUCGGACAAGUGUGUGUGCUCAGUUUGGUACCAGAACCCACUGUUACCAGCUGUAAUGGCGUAUGUAACGCCAGAAUACUCUGCGUGGCUUCCGUUCCUGCGUCGGAUGAGAGUCAUACGGCAAGCAAUGUCCACACUGCGAUCCAGGAACCGCCGGCGUCCAUAGCUAGCACAAUUAAUUCGAUAGUCAAUUCGGUUUCUAAGCCCAGAGAUAAACGGUGUACGAAACUAGCUGAUGAUAACAUCACUAGUGAGAAGAAUUCCAGUAAUAUACAGCUUGAUUCGGAUAGCUCCAGCGAAGAUUCGGAGACAGAAAGUCAACCUGAACGAUCGAUCAGUCCCACACAAGCUACUGCCUCAACAGAACAGAUCCAGUUAUCUGUAGUACAUCGCCCCCAAGAAUCGAACUCUGAAGAGGCCGAUGUGCAGCAAUCAACAAUGUGGCUCGGUACAGAGGACGGUUGCAUUCACGUGUAUAACUGUACCGAUAAUAUUCGAAUAAAGAAAAACAAGAUCAAGAUUCCACAUAUUAGUGCAGUAUACUCCAUUUUAUACUUAUGUAACAAAGUUUUUGUUUCGCUAGCAAAUGGCGAUAUAUGCGUUUAUACAAGGGAUCAUAAUGGUUGGAAUACUACGACGCCCCUGACAGUAUCCAUAGGGACUGUUACAAGUCCUGUUACGAAGCUUUUAAGCGUUCAAGGAAAACUAUGGUGUGCGAUUCAGGGGUGCAUCAAAGUGCUGAAUACAACAACACUACAGGUCAACAACCACUUACAAAUUUCGAUUGAUUCGAAGCCAGUCACAAAUAUGACAGCAUUGAAUGACUAUGUCUGGAUAUCGGUGCAGAAUUCAGCGCUUAUCAAGUGUUGUCAUCAUGAAAGUUUUGAAAUUAUUUUCGAAGUCAAUUUAGCACCAUCUGUUAAUAAAAUGCUAUCCAACUGUGAUGACAUAAUUCGACAACAUAAAGCUGCCUGUUUGCGAGUGACAUCCUUACUAGCGUGUAAGGAUUUAAUUUGGGUAGGGACGAGUGCUGGCGUUUUGCUCACAAUCGCUGCUUCGAAUAUUAGCAAAGGAUCGCCUAUUCCCGCGGUGACAGGAAUACCACACGGCCAUACAGGACACGUUAGAUUUUUAACAUUUGUCGAGUCACCAGAUAGUGCAGAUUUUCCCAAGACAAACCAUAGAAAAUCAGACUCAGUGAACAAUAAAACAAAUCCUAAUUUGUUGGUUAUCUCUGGUGGUGAUGGUUAUGAGGAUUUCCGAGGUACUGGCAAUAACACGAUGAGUGAAAUUGCUGGACGAGAGGACAGUACCAAUCACUUACUUCUUUGGCAAAUCUAGUGUUACAGCUGCAUUUUCUGUUGUUAGUAACGGAUGAAGCCAAUUCCUCUCACUAUGCCUUUCGUUUAGUAUAAAAUCAUAAAAAUUGGCAAGCAGGACUUGCGAGAUAAAACAUUGGUAGAAAAGAUUAGUAGCACCCGGAGUUCGAAUAAUAACAUUUUAUUUUAUAAAUCCUUCGACAAUAAAGAUUCACAUGUAGCUACAAUUCCAAAGCAGACAUAAGUAUCUAAAGAAUAAUAUAUUUGCACGAGGUUUUGGCAUGUCGGAAAUGUAUGGAUGUUGAAAUUAAUAAAAUUGUUACUUAGUCUAAUGUUAGUUUUUAAAAUGGCCUAAACCUAAAUGAAAAUUUUAAAAUGCACAAACAAGAAAAGAAAGGUUUCAUCCAUCAGAACACAGGGGAGAUUUUUGGAAACAAUUCUAGUGCAUAUAUUAUAAUCCGAAACCUCAACCCUUGAUACCAUUCAUAACGUACUACUUGAAACACUUUUAUGACUGUUGAAGUAUUACUUGUACUUAACGUAGAAGAAAACUUUAAUAACUGCACAUUGUAAUGAUAAAAUAUACAAAUACCAAAAACAAGGCAUAUGGUAUAAAUAUACAACAAACUCAAUCGUUUCGUAUGAAUUUGGUUAUUAGGCUAGUUGGCAACAUUUCCCGCUGAAAACAUGUUAUCGUGUACAGAUCAUUUAUACAACCUUUACGAUGUUUGUAAUUUUCUAUGUAAACAUGGCGUUUUCGCGAUGAUACAACAAAUAUAGUGAAUAUUCCAAGAACGUAAGCCCAAGGUUCAUCUUAUUAGCUGAAGAUACAAUAUCAUUGUUCAAAAUACCUGAAGGGAUAACACAUAGUUCUAUGUCAGAGAAAUUUAUAUUUAGCUAAUAUAUAACAAAUUUUAUUGGCGUAAUCGGAUGCUUAGUAUCAUUAGAUAAACGAUAACUUAUUUAUAAACAAAAAUGAACAUGUAUACAGGUGAUCGUCAAAAUGCAUACAAACAAUUGAAAUAAAAGUUAUAAUGUAUGAUCAAUAAAAAGAAA
This is a messenger RNA of Malaya genurostris, 10936 nucleotides long. RefSeq lists its product as uncharacterized. The transcript is spliced from 21 exons. Gene Ontology annotation, molecular function: protein binding; guanyl-nucleotide exchange factor activity. Bases 1932 to 9902 code for a protein of 2656 amino acids. NCBI's taxonomy places the organism in Eukaryota, Metazoa, Arthropoda, Insecta, Diptera, Culicidae. Gene Ontology annotation, biological process: actin cytoskeleton organization. The record is from RefSeq and is a predicted model, not a curated record.